Ilex paraguariensis (yerba mate) is the source of this 810-nucleotide messenger RNA. The record is from the annotation of a GenBank genome assembly. Lineage: Eukaryota; Viridiplantae; Streptophyta; Magnoliopsida; Aquifoliales; Aquifoliaceae.
AUGGCCUCUGCUUGUGCUUCUUCAGCGAUUGCAGCUGUUUCUCUCUCUUCCCCAAGCACCCAGAAAAACGGAUCAAUUGUGGGAGCAACAAAGGCUUCUUUUCUUGGUGGGAGAAAACUUAGAGUGAGCAAGUAUACUGCACCGGCUAGCUCAAGAUCGGUCACUGUUUCCGUUGCAGCUGACCCUGAUAGGCCCAUCUGGUUCCCUGGCAGUGUUCCUCCUCCAUGGCUUGAUGGCAGUCUUCCUGGAGACUUCGGUUUUGAUCCUCUUGGUCUAGGAUCUGAUCCGGAGACCUUGAGAUGGAACGUGCAAUCAGAGAUUGUGCACUGCAGAUGGGCAAUGUUAGGCGCUGCGGGUAUUUUCAUCCCUGAAUUCCUAACAAAGUUAGGCAUUCUAAACACCCCAUCCUGGUACACUGCUGGAGAGCUGGAGUACUUUACGGAUACAACCACACUCUUCAUUGUCGAACUGAUUUUCAUCGGUUGGGCCGAGGGCAGACGGUGGGCAGACAUCAUCAAGCCAGGGUGCGUCAACACUGACCCCAUCUUCCCCAAUUACAAGCUUACAGGGACGGAUGUUGGGUACCCUGGUGGCUUAUGGUUCGAUCCACUUGGCUGGGGCAGUGGUUCUCCUGAAAAAGUCAAGGAGUUGAGAACAAAGGAGAUAAAAAAUGGGAGGUUAGCCAUGUUGGCUGUGAUGGGUGCAUGGUUCCAACACAUCUACACUGGAACAGGACCAAUUGACAACCUCUUUGCUCACCUUGCUGAUCCUGGUCAUGCCACUGUUUUCGCUGCUUUCAGCCCCAAGUGA